AUGGCAAUCAAAAGUCCCCUAAAGAGGGAUUGUCCCUUCCCAGUAGCCCCAACAGCAGUAACGGCAGCACCACAUGGAGGAGGAGAGUCAACGGGGGCCGUUGUGGCUUCACGUGCUCUGCCGACUCUUGUAUUUGCGGCGGGCUGGAAUCCUGAGAGUUUUCUAGACGAAAAAGCAGAUGCAAAUGCUGCCCAGAGCCGCUCCAGCACGGCAGCCACAUUGCGGCAAAACCAAGACUUGAUUGGCCCCGGAAGCGCAGCGUUGCUGCAUGCGUCUCAUGAAGAACCCCGUUAUAGUGGUCUUCUGGCUUCGUUCGACGAGGAUAUGGAAGACUUGAUACCUUCGGCAGAGGCUGGGGAGCUGCCCGUGCAGCACUGGCUGCACGAAGAACAAAAGCUCUCCCUUGAGGUAGGACUGGGGAAAGGCGAAGACCAGUAUGUUCAUGAGCUGCCUCCGAGCGAUCUCUCUGGCCUCCAAGUGGAGAAGACGGAGCCUAAGGGCGAGACGGCAGCAGGCGCCAUCAGCAUUUUCCAGUGGGCUGCAGUGUGCCUGCGCGAGUAUCUCAAAGAGUCAUUUGGCAGCUGGGAUGUCUUACUACAGCAGAGCUGCAGCAGCAGCAACCAGCUGUUUCCGUCAUUUUUCCUUCUGAACAAGCAGCGGCAGGCCGCGCUACCAGACCAGCGCAACAGACUGCCUCUUCCAGCCCAAUCGGCAUUCAUUGUUUACACGCUGCUGACACAUUUGUACAAGGUAUAUAACCAGGUGCCGAGGCCGGUGCAGCGCGCAGUGGCCUCUGUGGCUGCGUUUUUAAAUGGGAAGGAGAUGCUGCUUAUCCCAGCUGCAGUGGUGCCCAUGGAGCUGUACAUACACCUGGCAGGGGAUGCCUUGCCUGGGCUGUCGGAAGCCCGUGGGGAAGCAGAGGAGGCAGAGCCGCGCACCUCAGCCUCCGAUCCCACCAGUGCCAAAGCAAAGAAACAGCGAGAGCUUGCAGCGCUACUCCAAAGCUUCUCGCUUCGCGUACUAGACUCGGAAAAUCCUCAGUCGCCUUUGACUGCUGUGGACCGAAUGGUUCUGCACGAGCUGGCCUCUCGACUCCUUGACGAUCUAGCGGACCCCCUUUUUCGUUUUGGCGCAGCCCCCGACUACAUUCCACCGGUUCGCCUGAUUGCAGAAGCUAGGCAAAUGUCCGAAACAGUUAAGCACCUCACGCAACAAAACGGACAGGGCAUGGUAAAGGCUUUCUCGGAGAUAAAGGGCAUCGCUUCGAUUCAGAAUAAAGAAGCAGAAGUAACAAAACCACACGUCGAGCCCCCGCCUUCGACACGACACCCCGCGGCUUCUAACCAUCAAGAAAAACCUUCUGAAUCGGUGGACUCAAAGAGUCUCAAAGAAGAAGAAGCAGAAGAAGAAAGCGAAGAACGGGCGGCAGAGAAGGAAGAAACAGGGAGAGGCGAGGGAACCAGCUCUCCCCAGGGGGUCACAACCGAAGAGUUGGCGCAUAUUAAAUCCGAAGAUUCGGAGGUGCAUGACGGUUACACGGAAGCGCACAGGCUUUCAAAUGCUCCAGAAAAGCCCCUAACUCUGGGCGGCGCAGCAAGAGUCGAUGCAGCUGUUGCUACCUUAAAGCCUACUCUUGAAAACGGGAAGAAGUCUGUACAAGGGGGAACAGCGCUAUCGAAAGGCCCGAGCACAGCGGACGAUGAGAGAGAGGAAGCAAUGGAAGAGCAAGAAGAGUCGCUGCAGGCUCAAGUAGCUCCAAGGCCAUCUACACAUGACGGCCAUCAAGCAAGCAACGCAACAGAAGAGCAGAAAAAGCCACUUUCGCUAGGAGGUGCAAUGAAAAUUGCGGCGGCCGUCGCUGCUUUUAAACGCAGACGCACCACGAGAAAAGGGGAUGAGGCAAAAAUAAAAGAGCAAGGAAAGGCAGUUCAUCAGACGGAGGAAGAGAAAGAGGAGCAAAUGACAAUAGAAAGCCGAAGUGGCCAAGAGACGGCGCAUAAAAGACACUUUGAUGAAAUAGAUGAAACAGCAGUUGAGGCACAGGAGGUAGGACAAGAAGGAAAGGUCCGUUCCCUUGAAAGAGCCAUGAGCACAGGAGCUCACAAAAAGCUCUCUUUCCGAGCCGCUGCAACCGUGGCCGCAGCAGCCGCGGCUUUAAAGCGGAGGCUAAAAACGAAGAACGGAACACCACAGGGGCAAGCAGAAAAAGGCACAAAUAAGGAGACAAUCAACGAGACCGAUGAAACACAUGGAGAUAUCAACAAGAAAGAGGCAACAGCAGGAACCGAACACGAAAUGCACAAAGAGAAGCAGCUCUGUAGGGGGCAAAAACCCCUGUCGCCAAAAGAGCAGUUUGCAGCAGAGUUUGAAUCGUUACCGCCGGGGAACUCCAGAUCUUCUGUCUUAAAGAAGUCAGCGGCAGUUUUACGGGAGACAGAAAUGAGAGAACGGGGUGCCGCAUGGACAGACAGCUACCACCUUCUCUUGGACCGCAUUGCACAAACAACCGGGAAUGAAGAGUUUUCAAAAAGUCUCAAAGAUCAACUGCUGGAGUCGAACAAGCUGGAGGCACAGCUACUACGCCUUUCUGAUGCAUAUACUAAAGAGUUCCCGACAAAUUCAAAGACCGAGGCGCAUUCCGUUCCCCUUAGUGCGUUUAUUGAGGCAAAGAAAGACCGCAAAAGGGAGAAGGAACUAGCGCACGAUGCCGCGCAGCUGCUUCAUCAAAUCGCGGAACAAAACCUCAUGGGCCUUAGACGGCUAGCACUGUGGAUAGAAUGCUGUAACACAAACAAAGAUGCCGACAAAAUUAACAGGCAAGAAUGGGGAUUCGACAUUGCACCCAACGCAUCUAUGGACAAACGACUUGUGAGUGACAAACGUUCCGUCCGUUACAUGUCUUGGGCUCUUACGUGUCGUUUCGGUUUAAGGCGUACCGCCCUGGGACGUGCAUGUGUUAAAGCAGCCAUUUGUGCUCUGCCUACUUCUCUUGCUUGUGGCGUAUUGGCUGCCCAUAUCACUAAAGGUGUAGCUGUAAAUACGUCCCAUCAUUUCUUGGGUGAAUUGGCUGUGUCCCUUGCAGGAGAAGUGCAUAAAUAUGGAACUUGGUGUUUGGCUAUUGCAGAUUUCUCCGAUGCUUCAAUUUGUUUGAUGCAACGAGGGUUCAUGGAGCUCUUAUUUCAUGACCGAGAGGGUAUUCUAUCGAUUCCUUCUUCCGCCCUCUCCGUCUCGUCAUUUGUUACUCUCUUGGCAUCUUCCGCGGCUGCCUCAUCCUUCGUGCACAUGCCUCUAGCGUCGCGGGACACUGCUGACACCGACGCAAGACCGCAUGCGCGUAGCUCUUCAGUGCAUAUGCAUGAGGAUUCAAAUGCCAGCACGCAAAACGACCAUACACAACCAAAGACAUUGAACGAAGGUGAAGCUGCAGUAGGCACCACGAGAGAGGCCGCAGAGGCAAAGAAGCAGAGCUCACAGCGGAACAAGGCAGCAACGAAGACAAAGAAGCGCAAAAAGAAGAAAAAGAAACAGGACAAGGAGGGUGGAAACCACGAAGCCCAGCUAAGCAAACAAAUUGAGUAUGCCCUAAGGCAACAAGUGUCUCUGGAUGAGGUGCAUUCAUAUGCGUAUUUGGUUGGGGGAUAUUACUUGUCUUCUGCCGCUGCAUCCCUGCCUCCCCCCGAGAGGGAAAAGCAGCUGGAUUCGUUGACCUCAUCCUUUACUGCUUUAGAAAAAGCAACCAGCAAAGAAGACAAGGAAAAAAAAGCUGGAGUGCUGGCAAAGCUGGCAGUUGCCGCUGCGGUUGUACCCCCACACCAAUACAUCUGGGUCUUGUAUGCUGGUAAGGCACGGAAGUGGCAGUGCAGGCACAAAUAUGUAUUGUGGCACGGUGCAAGUUUGUAA
This is a messenger RNA of Cyclospora cayetanensis, 3900 nucleotides long. RefSeq lists its product as uncharacterized. NCBI's taxonomy places the organism in Eukaryota, Apicomplexa, Conoidasida, Eucoccidiorida, Eimeriidae. The record is from RefSeq and is a predicted model, not a curated record. The transcript is spliced from 16 exons. Bases 1 to 3900 code for a protein of 1299 amino acids.